This is a messenger RNA of Xyrauchen texanus (razorback sucker), 1660 nucleotides long. RefSeq names its product cerebellin-1-like. The record is from RefSeq and is a predicted model, not a curated record. Gene Ontology annotation, molecular function: protein binding. Gene Ontology annotation, cellular component: glutamatergic synapse; synaptic cleft. Bases 413 to 1027 code for a protein of 204 amino acids. The transcript is spliced from 4 exons. NCBI's taxonomy places the organism in Eukaryota, Metazoa, Chordata, Actinopteri, Cypriniformes, Catostomidae.
CAGAAUGAGUAGAAAGAGACCUAUAUGCUGUCAGGAUCAUAGUCCUAAAGAAUCUCUGACACCUCACAAUCAUUGCACCUGGGGAAAUGAGGGAUGUCCCACUGCAUCACACAGGUUGUCUAUGAUGAUGGAUUAUUUUCAGAAUGAUGAAAAACAUGUAGAUGUCCUUGCUUUUGGUCCUCUACGAACAAUUUAACAAAAUAGCACAGAAGUAGAUCGUAGUCAGUAAACAGAUAGAAACGAACAAACAGUGAGGGCAUUCUUAGAACCUUCUCUGAAACUAACUUUUAGCAGUUCAUAACAGCUCAGUUUUUGUGGAUCCACCAGUUUGCAGAAGACAGAUCACUUGACGAAAUCACAGGGACCAUUUUCCACUAAUUUCAGCAGAGAUAUUACAAUAAUAGUUGAGAAAAUGCUGCCAAGCUUUGAUAGCAAAUCUAGGCAAGCUUGGCUACCUAUGCUAAUACCAGCUGUACUUCUGCUAAUAGGCCCUCUGGUGGUUAGAGGGCAAAAUGACACAGAGCCCAUUGUACUUGAGGGUAAAUGCCUGGUGGUCUGUGACUCCACACCCUCUUCAGAGCCAGCUGGGAAUGCACUGGGUAUGUCAGUGCGUUCAGGUACUGGCCGUGUGGCCUUCUCCGCCACUCGCCAAACAAACCAUGAACCUACAGACAUGAGCAACCGUACCAUGAUCAUCUACUUUGACCAGAUCUUGGUGAAUACGGGUGGUCAUUUUGACCAAGAGAGCAGUAUCUUCCUCGCUCCAAGGCGAGGGGUGUACAGCUUCAGUUUCCAUGUGGUGAAAGCAUACAACAGACAAACCAUACAGGUGAGUUUGAUGCUGAAUGGAUGGCCAAUGAUCUCAGCCUUUGCUGGAGACCAAGAUGUGACACGGGAAGCAGCCACUAAUGCUGGGCUCGUUAUCAUGGAGAGAGGGGACAAGGCUUACCUCAAACUAGAGAGGGGCAACUUGAUGGGAGGCUGGAAGUACUCUACCUUUUCAGGCUUUCUGGUCUUCCCCUUGUAAAGGAUGAUCAUGUUGGGAAAGAGAUGAGCUGGGAGAAGAAGGGUGGAUGGGUUGCAUACUCUGCACUACAGAGGGGAUAUACUACACUAUGGCAGGAUGCUACACUAUGGAGGGACUGUUUACCCCAAAAUGACAUUUUUUACUCACCUUUGUUCCAAACUCAUGACUUUCUUUGUUCCAUGGAACACAGAUGGAAAUGUUACUGUAGAUAGAAUGACAGACGCAGUCAAAAACUGUGGAACAAAGAAAGUCAGAUGGGUUUGGAACAACAUGAGGGAGAGUAAAUGAUAGUAGAAUUUCAAGUGCUGCCACAAAAUGGGAAAUCAGUAAUCAUGUAUGUUCUUCUGUGUUUUAUUUUUGCUGAGAGCAGACAAACACAGACAAUGAGAAGUUUAUUCAAAUCAAAUAUAACUUAUAACUUUCUGAUACUAUGCUAAUGUGUUUGACUGGCCUUUAUAGAAGUAUACAAUCGAACAGAAAUAACUGCCAUAAAAAUAUAUUUUAAUUUAUGCAUUUCAUUUUCAUGUGUGGUUUCAGUUGUUUUUUCUUGUCCAUGUUUGCCUGCUUGUUGAACUGUAUCUGUAUAUUCUCAAGCUUUGCAAAAAGAAGUCUUAUUAAACUGUAUUCUUUAAA